Acanthoscelides obtectus is the source of this 417-nucleotide messenger RNA. The record is from the annotation of a GenBank genome assembly. Lineage: Eukaryota; Metazoa; Arthropoda; Insecta; Coleoptera; Chrysomelidae.
AUGAAGAGACGUGCAACUUUUUCUGCCUGUCACCGCUUACAUAGUCCCCAUUUGAAUGAUGAAGAAAAUAAAAAAGUGUAUGGAAAAUGUAACCAUAUUCAUGGUCACGGUCACAAUUAUGUGGUUUUUGUGACCCUGUUUGGGGAGAUUGAUCCAAAAACAGGUAUGGUGAUGAAUAUGACCGAUUUGAAGAGGUACAUGGAUGAAGCAAUCAUGAGACCAAUGGACCAUAAGAACUUGGACAAAGAUGUGCCAUUCUUCCAAAUUAGGCCAAGUACUACUGAAAAUGUUGCUGUUUUCAUAUGGGAUUCUUUGAGAAGUGUGAUGGACCAACCUCAUUUGCUGUUUGAAGUGAAAAUAUAUGAAACUGAAAAUAAUAUUGUUAGAUAUCGAGGAGAUGGGGAUGAAGACUACUGA